GCAGUGAGGGAGUAUAUGUCACUUCCUUUGCUGCCGUGAUCUUGCGUGCGUGUGUUUGUUUACAAUUGAUCCCCAGGCCCCCGCCCCCCAGGUCACAAUGGCGGAUCUGACCUUAGUUGAGGAAGGGUCAAAGCUGGGCUGGCCUGAUUUAGUGGUUAUUUCUUGUUAUUUCGUGUGUGUGUUGGCUGUGGGGGCAUAUUCGUCGUAUAGAAGUCAGCGUGGCAGUGUGUCUGGGUACUUUCUCGCCUCUCGUGACAUGCACUGGCUCCCUGUUGGCGCCUCUCUCUUCGCGAGCAACAUUGGGUCUGGGCACUUUAUUGGUCUAGCGGGCUCUGGGGCAGCCUCCGGUACUGCUGUCAACCUUUACGAGCAGGGGAGUAUCUACACCAUUAUGAUCCUUGGCUGGGUGUUCGUGCCCGUGUACAUGAGUGCGGGAGUCUACACGAUGCCUGAGUACCUGAGGCUGAGGUUCGGCGGCCAGAGAAUCAGGGUAUACCUCUCCUUCCUGGCGCUAAUGCUGUACAUAUUCACGAAAAUCUCGGCUGACCUAUACGCGGGGGCGCUGUUUAUGCAGUUAGCGUUGAACAAGAGCAGUGUAGAGUGGCUGUACCUAAGCAUUCUCUUCCUGCUGGUGGUGGCGGCUGCUUUCACCAUAGCUGGGGGCCUGGCUGCCGUGGUGUGGACUGACUUCGUGCAAACAGCCCUGAUGGUGGUGGGCGCCUUUAUAUUGAUGGGCCUGGCCUUCAAGGAGAUAGGGGGCUUCCAAGCACUAGUGGAGAAGUACCCUUUGGCCGUGGCGAGCGUGCGAGCCUUGGACCUCCAUAACAAAUCUUGCGGUCUACCUCCCUCUGACUAUAUGAACUUCCUAAGGUCCUCAGUCCCCGGAGAGAGCAACUACCCUUGGACUGGCAUGAUAUUUGGCCUCAGGAUUAACUCCCUGUGGUAUUGGUGUACUGAUCAGGUGAUCGUACAGCGAACCCUAGCCAGCAAGAACCUCUCACACGCUAAGGCAGGUUGCAUCGUGGCUGGCUACCUCAAGUUCCUCCCUCUGUGGCUCCUUGUACUGCCGGGGAUGGCCGCUAGAGUGCUGUACCCCGACCGUGUAGCGUGUGCCAGUCCCGAGGAGUGUCUGGCCAUCUGUGGUAGUCCCGGAGGCUGCUCAAAUAUCGCUUACGCUGAGCUGGUUAUCAAUUUGCUUCCUACAGGACUGGCCGGGCUGAUGCUGGCGGUGAUGAUGGCAGCAUUGAUGACGUCACUAACCUCAAUCUUCAAUUCUGCCUCGACCAUCUUCACCCUUGACGUGUGGAUGCUUCUGAGGGGCCGAAUUGGGCCGUGUUUGGGUUGCAAGGGGCAUCCGAGUGACAGAGAGCUGCUGAUUGUGGGCCGUGUUUUUGUUGUUGUCCUUGUUGGCAUCUCCGUUAUCUGGAUUCCUGUUAUUCAGUUCUCCGGAAAUUCUCAGCUGUUUGACUACAUUCAGAGCAUUUCCUCCUUCCUGGCGCCGCCCAUUGCUGCUGUCUUCCUGUUAGCUGUGUUCUGGACCAGAGCUAAUGAGAUGGGCGCCUUCUGGGGGCUAAUGGCUGGUUUGGCUAUUGGGUUGUUAAGAUUCGUUCUACAAUUUGCCUACGUGGUCCCUCCUUGUGGCUCAGGGGAGGCUGACCCAAGACCCUGGUUAAUUCGGCUCCUGGUGGUCAACGUCCAUUACCUCAAUUUCUCAAUGGUGCUGUUCGCUGUGACCGGCCUGGUGACUGUGGCCGGCUCGCUCCUAACUGCCCCUAUACCUGAAGACUGUCUGUACCGCCUUACUUUCUGGUCGAGGAAUGACACAAGGGUGCGCCGCUCCCUCAAAGCACCCCGCCCCCCUUCCCCUGCCACCCACCAGGAGACAGAGAUGGAGAUAAAAGUGGUAAGAGGAGGAGGAGGAGAGGAAGGGAAGACAGAGGAGGAAGACAAGGAGGAGGAGAUGAAGAGGAAGAAGAAGGAAGCAGAGAAGGCAGUGGAGAUUUUGAAGGAGUCACCGUCUUGGAGGAGAAUAGUGAACUGGAAUGCUGCUAUCUGUCUUAUCAUUAGUACUUUUGUGGUCGGUUUCUUUGCCUAACACACACACAAACAUACACACACACACACACACACACACACACACACACACACACACACACACACACUUUCUCUCUCUCUCUCUCUCUCUCUCUCUC
Portunus trituberculatus (swimming crab) is the source of this 2192-nucleotide messenger RNA. RefSeq names its product sodium/glucose cotransporter 5-like. Gene Ontology annotation, cellular component: plasma membrane. The record is from RefSeq and is a predicted model, not a curated record. Bases 98 to 2095 code for a protein of 665 amino acids. Gene Ontology annotation, molecular function: D-glucose:sodium symporter activity. The transcript is spliced from 14 exons. NCBI's taxonomy places the organism in Eukaryota, Metazoa, Arthropoda, Malacostraca, Decapoda, Portunidae. Gene Ontology annotation, biological process: transmembrane transport.